Molecule: messenger RNA, 564 nt
Organism: Haliotis rubra (blacklip abalone)
Lineage: Eukaryota; Metazoa; Mollusca; Gastropoda; Lepetellida; Haliotidae
Product: ctenidin-1-like
Exons: 3
Coding region: 1-564 (187 amino acids)
Source: RefSeq, a predicted model, not a curated record
AUGGAGUGGGGUGAUCCAGGUGGUGUAUGGGAGGUGAUGGGGUAUCCAGGUGAUGGAUGGAGGUAUCCAGGUGAUGGAGGUGGGGGUGAUCCAGGUGGUGGAUGGUGGUAUCCAGGUGAUGGAGGUGGAGGGUAUCCAGGGAUGAUGGAGAUGAUGGGUGGUAUCCAGGUGAUGGAGGUGGUGGUAUCCAGGUAUCCAUGGAGUGGGGGUAUCCAGGUGAUGGAGAUGGAGGUGGGGUAUCCAGAUGAUGGAGGUGGGGGUAUCCAGAUGAUGGAGGUUGGGGGUAUCCAGAUGAUGGAGGUUGGGGGUGAUGGAGGUGGGGGUAUCCAGAUGAUGGGGUUUGGGGGUAUCCAGAUGAUGGAGGUUGGGGGUAUCCAGAUGAUGGAGGUUGGGGGUAUCCAGAUGAUGGAGGUGGGGUAUCCAGGUGAUGGAGGUGGGGGUAUCCAGGAUGAUGGAGGUUGGGGGUAUCCAGAUCCAGGUGGGGGGUAUGGAGGUGGUGAUUGGGGUAUCCAGGUGAUGGAGGUUGGGGGUAUCCAGAUGAUGGAGGUGGGGGUAUCCAGGUGA